GAAACUGAAACUGAGUGGUCAAUGAUUGGAACGCAUUACCAGAACAAGUGGUAUCAGCACAAUCAGUGAACAUUUUCAAGAAGAAGCUGAACCUUCACUGGAAGUAAAUCUGUCAGGAUUAACACAGACUGAAAAAUGAAUCUGAAACAUCCACCUAGGUCAUUUAAUAUUGAAAAUUUGUAGGUCGGGACGAAUUACGAAUGUGUCGCGAAAAUUUUGUCGGUUUCCGCUCGAACUAUGGAAGGAAUUCCUUCUGAAUCAACGCCGGUGGAUCUAUUUCCACAGGCCCUCCCUAAAAUACCUUCAAAUGAAUCUUGUCUGAGAUAUCCAAGAAAGCUGUCGGUGAGAGAAAUAAAAAUCCAACGAUCCGAGGACGGCAACAAAUAUGCAGCAAUUACAAGACAUUCUCGUGCUAAGGCAUUAUGGAAGACGGCCCUCAGUUUGAUUUCCUCUCGUGGUGACCCAUGGGAAAAAUUUCAUUUACAAGAACUUCCAGAAGAAACGGCAAAGCGUUAUCGUUAUAACGCUAUUAGGGGCAAAUGGAUAGAAGACAUCGUACAUGUGAAAAUCGAAAAUUCACCGUUUAAUCGAGGUGCUAUGAGAGAAUGUUUCCGUGCAAAGAAAUUGUCCAAUUUUUCACAUUGCUCUGAUUGGUCACAUGCAUCAAAUCAUGUCGCUAAACGUUAUAUUGAGAAGGUUGAAAACCAUGUAUAUUUUGAUGAUGUUCGUUUACAAAUGGAUGCUAAACUUUGGGGUGAAGAAUAUAGUCGUCAACCGUCUGCACCAAAAAAAGUUGAUAUCUCACAAAUGUGUGUAUUGGAGUUUAUUAAUCGACCAGAGAAACCUCUAUAUCACUUGGAACAUUUUAUAGAAGGAACUUAUCGAAAGUAUAAUUCAAAUUCAGGAUUUGUAGAUGAUUUAUCACGAAACACUCCUCAGGCUUUUAGUCACUUCACCUUUGAACGAAGUGGUCAUCGUCUGAUUGUGGUUGAUAUACAGGGUGUUGGUAAUCUAUGGACAGAUCCUCAAAUUCAUACAUUCAAUGGUAAAUCUUAUGGAGAUGGAAAUCUGGGGAUUCGUGGAAUGGCUUUAUUUUUUUAUACACAUCGAUGCAAUCCUUUAUGUUUAGCGCUAUCAUUAAGCCCUUUCGAUUUACCAAUAAGUGAAAAACUAUCUACACCACUUAGUCAAUUGUCUAUGAAAGCGGAGGAUAAUCAAACUGAAAAUAUAAAUGGAGUCAGUGAUAAUAAUAAUGUGGAACUCAGUGGAACAAUAGCUAUUCCAGCUUCCCGUCGUGAUCGAUAUGGUAUUCGUCGUUUAGUUUCAGAAAAUAUUGAUUCAUCUUAUGAUUUACGAGAGAAUGCCAAUAAACACAACAAUGACAUGAGUAGUGAUUUUGUAGAUCCAACCGACUUUGUGGAGUCUCAUAGUGUACCUUCGCCUAAAUUACCGUUUCUACCUUCGAGGUCUCCAGUUUCAUGUAGAGAAAAUAUAUUACAAAAGACUGAUCAGAUCAAUGAUCAUAAUUCAAAUGUCGUUGUUAAUAAUGGAAAACACAGUACAAAGUAUAGUACUAAUACUACUACUACUGGUAAUAUUAAUAUUAAUAAUAAUGAUGCACGUACUAAUGAUCUAAUAUUUGGUCCAAUUUCAUUUCAUAAUAAUUCGAAUGAUUCUGGCAUAAGUUUUGAUGGUCCAUCGUUUGGUAGUGUGUUUAAAGCACAAAAAAGUCCUAUUAGUAACCCUGGUUGUGAUCCAGUAUGUUCAGAUUUGGAUCAGUCAAAUUCUCAUUUGAAUUCCACAGAAAAUUCACAACAGCUCAGUAAAGAAGCUGAACUAAUUGAAUUUUUUCGUUCACAUCAAGCUGGUCAUCGAAGCAGUUCUAUUGCAGCUUUACAUGGUGCUGAUACUGUGAUUUUAGGUUUAAUACAUCAUGAAUUGGCUCGUUUACAUGCUUCUGGUCGUUUAGCUUUAUUGCAUCAAACCGGUUAUUAUCAAUUUAAGUGCAAUGAAGUAAAGAACCAUCGACCUUCUAUAGAUAUUGAGCAAGAGUUGAAUGGAAAUCAAUUGAAUGAAUUAAAUCGCCCACAAAAUGUUAAUUGGGAAUCAGUUUUAUUUCACUUAGAACAAUCAGCUAAACUUGGCUGUUUAGAUGCUAUUCAAUGUUUAGCUCAAUAUUAUUUGAAUUUAAUGGUUGAUGGCCCAUUAUCGGAAUGUCCCAUUAAACCCGAUCCCCUAGAAUCUCGAGCACAUGGUUUUGCCUUAAUCAGUUCGGCUGCAUCAGCGGGAGACCGUAUGGCUAUGGUUUAUUUAGCUGAAGCUAAUUAUCACGGCGAAUAUUAUUCUCCAGAUACUAGCAAUGAUAUCAAUAAUAAUAAUGAGCGGAAAAAAGAACCUGACUGGUUAGCAGCUGCACAUUGGUAUGAAAUGGCAGCUAAAGUUGUUACUUAUGAUGAUGAUGCUACAGAAGAUGAUGAAAUAAAUCAAGGCAAUCCAUCGUUUGUGAAAAGGAGUCGUUCUGGUUUUCAUGCAUUAUCUGAAUGGCCAAUUUAUCGUUUACAAGGUCGAUUAGGAGAAAUGUAUGCUAAAGGUGGUCAUGGUUUAGUCAGAGAUAGAGCAAAAGCUUGUAAGUUAUUAUUUUAAAGAUUAAAUCUGGACUGUACUGUCGGCCUUAAGUGAAUUCAAAAGUGACCUCGAGAUUGACCAAUCAGAAAAUAGCUAAUUAGGAUUUAACUUUUAUAAAAGAGUCCUAAAACAUAACGAUGAUCCCACUACAGAUGAUUGAAAUUUUUAGCAUGAAUAACCCAUGUUAGGGCUAACUAUCGAUAACUUACACUUGAAAUCAUAGUACCAGCGUUACCUUAAUAUAAUAGACUUUCGGUGUUAUUUCAGAAUCGACCACAUAUUUGUUAGUGCACAUGCAUCAGCUUUUAAGUCGUCAGUAUUUAGUUAUCCGUUAUUUAUCUUUCAUUUUUAACCUAAUGAUCUUGUUUUUUAGUUCUCUGUUCCGAUACUAUUUCCAAUUAUGAUAGUUUAAAUCUGUACCCUGUAUAGUGUAAAUUUCCAGAUUAAUAAGUCUUUCUAUUUGUCUUUUCGAAUGUAGUUGCAAUAUAGAGCAUUACUUAAGCUAAUAAUAAUUAUAUAUAUAAUCAUAAGAGUUCGAUCCGUUUUCUAAAUAUUAUUAUUGGAGUCAUAAAUCGGCCUAAGUUAGAUAGCUAUUGAAAACCUUGUGGCUUUGGAAACUCCUCAGCCAUCCGCAUUCAUAAUCCCGCUGCCGGAGAUCGAACCCAGGAUAUUCGGACGAAAUAACUGUCUAGUACUUCCAGGUUUUCAAUGGUUGCCUAACUUAGAUCAGUUGACGAUCUUCAUAAAAACCAAUAAUCUCCACAAUCCCUCCACUGAUAAGUUUCGUUUAUUGUUUUAAUAAUGAGAAUAUGUAACUAGUUAGUUUCAUACGAUUAGUUCCAUCUAUGAAUUUGAAUAAACAAGAACAACAGUUAACACAGAAUCCAAUUUAAUUUUCUCUUCGGUAAAUUAUGUACAUGCCUCUCAAGAUUUCGAAGUAGGAUGUCACGUUCAUGUUCUUUUGGAAGUGUUAGUGUUUUCGUAAAUUCCAAGGUUUUUUACUGAACAUUGUAAAUACUUAAUUUGGCUUCUAAUAUUUGAAUCCGUAACAAUUUUAUCGAAGCUGUAAGCCACAAGUAAAGUUGAAUAAGGUCUACCAGGGGAUUCCAGGAUGUACGUUUUAUCCUAUUUGAUACUCUUCAUUAGGAUAUGCCUACAUCCAUGUUGGUGUUCACCCCAGGAUUCGAACCCAGUACUUUUUUUUUCAAACCCCCAAAGUUAUAUCCACUGGGCUGGGAAAUAACUAAAUAAAUAAUGUCAUGAGUUUGCUUUAAGUUUAGAGGUAAUUUCCUUGAUACAUUCGAUUUAGGAGCUUACGCCAGUUAUUAUUCUUGCUUUAUUCUAAUUAGUUAAUUGUUUGCAAGCUUGUUUGUCCUUUUUUUCUCAGCAAAAGAAUAAAUCAGCAAGAUUUAUAGAAUACUAUCACUUUGAUUUAGCUUAUUAGUGUUUUUUUUCCACUGCGUCAGUGAUUAAAGUAAGGCUUUAGAUCUACAUUUUAUCGUGGUUGUGUAAUACUUAUCAACAAGACAAUAAAUGUUCUAAUAAAGAAUGAUACAUAGAAAUGCACCAAAACAAUAACGAAUGGCUUAAUACAUAGAAGUAGCUAUCACAGGAGAAUUAGGAAUAAAUUAAAGGUCAAGUUAAGCAUCUCAAUAUAAUAUAGGUGACAUAAAAAAGGGUCAAAUAGAAGCCAUCAAGGUAAUUAGAGGAUCAUAUGUAGGUCAUUCGACAAUAAAUGACUCAGGAAAAACAAAGUAUGUGAAAUCGUUGAGUGUUUUGUUUACAAAAUGUUGUUGCCUUGACUUGCUAAGCCUAACAUGUUAUUUUACUGUUUUGAGAUGAUACAGAACAUUAAUAGUUUAAGAUGAGGAUGUUGGACGUGUUGUGGUCUCUAAGCUGCUGAUCACAACACUUCCAAUAUUUUACUACCUUCUAUUUUGUCCCAAUUAACCAAUCAUUAUCCCUUUUUUGUAUUGCAUUUGAGAUUUACCAGCCAUAAGAUAAUAAAUAUGUUGGAUGAUCCCUAUGCUGAUGCUACUUGUAAGCAGUCAACUAUCAUUUUACGUUUAAUUCAUAGAUUCGAACCAAUGUGCAUAUACAUCCAUCUUAUAAGAUAAUAAAAAAUAUUUGUAGCUCAUGAUGAAGAUUUAAGUAGAUAUUAUACUUUCUAACUCGAAUGAUUCAAUUGUAUUGGUUUAUUUUCUCUUUUCGUUGUUUAUUUUGAAUAAAUUGAGCAUUGGG
Messenger RNA from Schistosoma rodhaini, 4866 nucleotides. NCBI's taxonomy places the organism in Eukaryota, Metazoa, Platyhelminthes, Trematoda, Strigeidida, Schistosomatidae. The record is from the annotation of a GenBank genome assembly.